AUGCAGUGUUAUCUUCCGGAAAAACUUGUACUCUCGGGAAAUUUGGACGAGAAAUGGAGGGCUUUCAAGCAAGGGCUUGAAAUAUAUUUACUAGCUGCGGACUUGGAGAAAAUACCAGACGCAAGAAAGGUAGCUAUAUUGUUGAAUUUAGUGGGAGAAGAAGGUAUAAAAAUUUAUAAUAAUUUCAACUUGAAAAAUGAAGAGAAAACUUAUGUUAGAAUAUUACAAGAAUUCGAAGCAUAUUGUGAGCCUAAGAAGAAUAAGUUGUAUUGUAGAUUCUUAUUUUAUCAAAGGUGUCAGUCUGAAGGUGAGCCAUUUGUUAAUUUCCUGACGGAUAUAAAUAAAUUAGUGAAAGACUGUGGAUUUCAAUCUGAACAAGAAGCAAUACGCGAUAGAUUAGUUUUGGGCACGUCAGAUUUAAAAUGUCAAAGGAAAUUGUUGGUAGAAGGAGACAUGGAAUUAGAAGAAGUCAUAAAAAGAUUGAGAAUAUCAGAGAUGGAUAAGAGGCAAGUGGAGGAGAUCCAGAAAAAAGAUAACCAUGUGGAUCAGGUAUUGCAAAAACAUCACAGUGAAAGGACAAUCAACUGUAAAUGGUGUGGUCAAAUACAUGUGGCAAAAAUGGAAAAGUGUCCAGCAAGAGGAAAGGAAUGUUCCAGAUGCAAGAAACUUAACCAUUUUGGAUCUGUUUGUCGUACGAGAUUGAAGCAGAAUGUAAAAGCUGUAGAAAAACAGGAGCCACAAGGCUCUGAAGGAGAGUACUACUGUGGGGUCCGGGAGAUUUCCUAAGAGGUAUGGAAUUAAAUUGAAACCAGGAUCUGAAGCUGUAUCUAAACCUCCACAUAGAGUACCUAUAAAAUUAAAAGAGAAGCUAAAAGUAGAGUUAGAUCGCUUAUGUAACCAGGGAAUAAUUAAGAAACAAGAGGAACCCACAGAGUGGAUAAAUAGAAUUGUAAUAGUAGAAAAAGAUGAAGAUUCUAUACGUAUAUGUUUAGAUCCUAAGUCCUUAAAUAAAUGUAUACUAAAAAAAUAUUAUCAGAUUCCU
Achroia grisella is the source of this 1042-nucleotide messenger RNA. RefSeq lists its product as uncharacterized. NCBI's taxonomy places the organism in Eukaryota, Metazoa, Arthropoda, Insecta, Lepidoptera, Pyralidae. The record is from RefSeq and is a predicted model, not a curated record. The transcript is spliced from 2 exons. Bases 1 to 786 code for a protein of 261 amino acids.